AUGGGCGGCACCACCUCGCGCCUGCACGACUCCCUCGGAGCCGUUCCCCCGCCGCCCGCGCCGUCGAUGCCGCGUCUCAGCGACGCGAGCGCGGUGGGUUCCGCGGGCCCGACUCCGCGCGCGAGCGCGAACCUCUCCGGCGGCGGCGUUACCGCCCCCGCGCAGAUCCCGUCGGCUCACGGCCGGAGCAGCCUGGACUCGGUCGGGGGUUCAAGCACGCAGAGCGAGCAGAGCGAGUUCUCGAAGAGCUGGGAGCGUCAGAGGGACCUGACGCGAGACAGGUUGCAGGAGCGCCUGUACUGA
Messenger RNA from Micromonas commoda, 303 nucleotides. RefSeq lists its product with no specific name. Bases 1 to 303 code for a protein of 100 amino acids. The transcript has 2 exons. NCBI's taxonomy places the organism in Eukaryota, Viridiplantae, Chlorophyta, Mamiellophyceae, Mamiellales, Mamiellaceae. The record is from RefSeq and is a predicted model, not a curated record.